Labeo rohita (rohu) is the source of this 3334-nucleotide messenger RNA. RefSeq names its product zinc finger protein 185 with LIM domain (gene znf185). Bases 210 to 3080 code for a protein of 956 amino acids. The transcript has 26 exons. The record is from RefSeq and is a predicted model, not a curated record. NCBI's taxonomy places the organism in Eukaryota, Metazoa, Chordata, Actinopteri, Cypriniformes, Cyprinidae.
UGUGCCCACGCCCGUACCUGCUUGAUGUAGGAGAGAGCUGUCAGUGAACACCUCCCCAGAAUGUGUAUGUAUUGACAGAGCUCACAAUCAGUCAGUCGAAAUCACUAGCACUGUUCAGUGCAUCUGCCUACAUACUGCAGCUAAACUGACAUUAAUAAGGUGUCUUUUGAGGAAGUUUUUAGACCUUUCUGACUAGAGGGCCACUAACAAUGUCCAAAGAGGGGGACAGACAGUCGGUUUUGCGGACCACAAAGGUCCGCACCGCUCUGAAAGGAGACAGCAGCUGGAUACAGAGACGACAGCAAGAAAAUCUUGAGAAAGAGGAGGAGGAGGAGGAGAAACCAUGGGUCGCUGAAGUGCGAGCAAAUCGCUCAAAUGGUGUAUUUGAAGAAACAAGUCCUGUUUCCUCACCCACAGUCAAUGCGCCCCAGCCCAUAUCCGACACAGAAAAACCAAAAACACCUACAUCUGGAUACAUAAUCAGAGGGGUAUUCACAAAAACCGAUUCUAAGCCAACAUCCACUUCAUCCACCAAUGGAUAUGCCGGAAUAAAUAGCUUCAACAAAAAGCCAUCGGACACUUACAAGAAAAUAGCCCCACACACAAUUCGGCCCAGCAAUGAAAAGCCAGUGCAGUCUGAACCAUCUCUGAGUCCAGAGGAAAUAGAAAAGAGGACAGAGGCAGCCAGCAGUGUGCUGAAGGGAUCGGCAGCAAAUCGCCGUUCAUACGUAAUGUCAGCUGCAAAGAAAUAUGAAUCUUCAGAGAAGCCUGACAGCUCUGUUGAUAUAGGCACUUCCUUUGUUGCCAAAAGGGUGGAUAUCAGUGAUGAUGAUGACACUACAGCAUCUGUUAAGUCUGUGCCUGUGCAAAGUGUUAAAUCGAACCCUGAACCAGUGGUGAAGGAGGUCAAGCCAGCAGCACCUGAAAUUAAAUCUGAACCUAAGCCAGUGACUGAAACUAAACCUACAACACAAACUAAAAUAACAACUGAAGUUAAAGCUGCAUCAGAAUCUAAACCAGUGCUAGAAAAUAAAACACAGCCUAAACCAGCAACUGAAACUACAACAGUGGCUGAAACUAAACCUACAGCACAAACUAAAACAGUAACUGAACCUAAACCUGCAACACAAACUACAACAGCAACUGAUUCUAAACCCACAUCAGAACCUAAACCAGUUGAAACUAAACCUGCAACAAAAACUGAACCUAAACCAGCAAUUGAUACUAAAACAGCAACAGAAACUAAACCUGCAACACAAACUACAACAGCAACUGAUUCUAAACCCACAUCAGAACCUAAACCAGUUGAAACAAAACCUGCAACAAAAACUGAACCUAAACCAGCAAUUGAAACUAAAACAGCAAAUGAAACAAAAACACAAACUACAACAGUAACUGAUCCUAAACCCACAUCAGAACCUAAACCAGUUGAAACUAAACCUACAUCAACUGAACCGAAACCAGCAAUUGAAACUAAAACAGCAACAGCAACUAAACCUACCACACAAACUACAACAGCAACGGAAUCUAAACUAGUGGUCGAAACUAAAUCUACAACAGAGACUACAAUAACAAGUGAUCCUAAACCCACAUCAGAAUCUAAAGCAGUUGAAAACAAACCUACAACAACAACUGAACCUAAACCAACCAUUGAAACUAAAACAGCAGCUGAAACUAAACUGGUGUCUGGAACAACAGAAACUAAACCUACCACAAAAACUACAACAGCAACUGAAUCUAAACUAGUGAUCGAAACAACAAAAACUACAACAGCAAAUGAUCCUAAACCCACAUCAGAAACUAAAUCAGUUGUAACUAAGUCUACAGCUGAACCUAAACCAGCAACUGAAACUAAAACAGCAGCUGAGACUAAACCGGUGUUUGAAACAACAGAUACUAAACCUACCACAAAAACUACAACAGCAACUGAAUCUAAACUAGUGAUCGAAACAACAAAAACUAUAACAGCAAAUGAUCCUAAACCCACAUCAGAAACUAAACCAGUUGUAACUAAAUCUACAGCUGAACCUAAACCAGCAACUGAAACUAAAACAGCAGGUGAGACUAAAUCUACCACUCAGACUACAAAAGCAAGUGACCCUAAACCCACAUCAGAAGCUAAACCAGCGACUGAAACUAAAACAGAACCUGAAGCUAAACCAGCAGCUCAGCUGAAACCAGCACCUGAAUCCAAGCCUAAGCCAGUUCCAGAGAAAAGCCUGUCUGACACCCUGAUAUCCUUCAGCACAGAGCCUGCCAGCUCUAGCAAAGCAGACCCAGGAGUAGAUCAUCUCAGUCAGGAUCUGCUCACAGACAGCAGUUCUCUGCCUCAGACAGACAAGACGCAUAAAACUCUGGACCUGCUCGCAGAUGAUCUUAUUCCCUUCAAUACUAGUACCACCAGAACCAGCACUAACUACAAUAACAGCUGGAGAACCCAGACUGAAAAUUUUAAGAGCUCAGAUGAUGAAUUUGAUCCAUUACGAACAUCGAGUGAGCCUACAAAGAGUCCUCAAUGGUACGGUCCUCCUAAGCUGGACUCAAGUUCCAUAGAUACAUUCGAUCGGUUUCAGCAUCCUGUGGAUUUAGUUGCUGAUGUGCCACAAGACGUUUUGGUUUCCUUGGCUGAAGAUGUCAUUCCAACUGAUACUAAGAGUCGUUGGAAGACAGAGAUGGACAGUUAUGAAACCACCAUCAAAACCAGCACCAAAACAGUGGAGAGUUCUGACAAUGAGAAGUUACCAGAAUCUGAUGCCAAGAAGAACUUUGUCUAUGUUAAGGAAUAUGUGAAUAAUUCACUUCUGGAUGGCAGCAGCUCUGACUAUGUGUCAUCAACAUCCUCCAACUACAACUACAGCAGCCCCAGCUACUACUCUAGAAGUGAGAUGACUCCCUGUACAUACUGUAGAGAAAUGGUGGGAAAUGACGCCAAAAUCACCAUUGAGCACCUGAACAUAUCCUGUCACCCAGCCUGCUUUAAGUGUGGUAUUUGCAGUAAACCAAUGGGAGAUUUACUUCACAACAUGUUUCUCCACCGUGGGACGGUCCAUUGUGAGAGCUGCUAUUCCAAUGUGCUAUAAGGAGAUCUGCUUACACUGCCUGAAACAUCUCUCAACAGUAUAGCUCACUUGCUUAUAUGAAUAAAAAUUAGACUCAUUACUUACACAAAACACGCUCCUCUUUGUUUCCUCACUGAUCAUACUGCUGACAUUGUGCAGCUGUGCAGAAUACCUUCUGAAUAUGUUGAUGAAAAGGCUUCUUGUGCUAGGAAUGCUUGUUGCAGGGCAUCUAGGUUUUUUUUUUUUUUUUUUUUGAUUCUGUCCCUUUAUAGUCA